Scophthalmus maximus (turbot) is the source of this 3071-nucleotide messenger RNA. It is a transcript of the gene lmx1al, whose product is annotated as LIM homeobox transcription factor 1, alpha-like. Gene Ontology annotation, biological process: neuron differentiation; regulation of transcription by RNA polymerase II. The record is from RefSeq and is a predicted model, not a curated record. Gene Ontology annotation, cellular component: nucleus. Gene Ontology annotation, molecular function: DNA-binding transcription factor activity, RNA polymerase II-specific; RNA polymerase II transcription regulatory region sequence-specific DNA binding. The coding region runs from base 408 to 1640 and encodes 410 amino acids. The transcript has 9 exons. NCBI's taxonomy places the organism in Eukaryota, Metazoa, Chordata, Actinopteri, Pleuronectiformes, Scophthalmidae.
GUUCGGGCAUACAGUAAAAUAAAUAAGGGCCGUGACAGAUUGUUUUCCAUGUAGAAGCGGAUCAAAAAUAUUCCUUAAAAGUGCACAAAUGUGAAAUCCUCCCCAUCUGAGCAAUCAAUAGGCUGCCUCAUCGCUCAUCUUCCCCUCAUCAUCUCCCGCACCUUCUCCCUCCCACCAUGUCUGUCCAUCUCCUCCCUCUGCGCUUCUUUGCGCACAGAACAAGUCGGGAGCGCACACGACCGGCGGAGAGGGAAACAGCGGAGAGACAAUAGGCUUUAGUCUGGGUCAUCAUGGUAUUUGGAUUUCUAUCGUAGGCACCAUGCGCGCCGGACUGUGAGGUACACAGGUGAACAGUCAGUGAACGCGUCUGUUCAUUUACCGGUCGAAACUUUCUCCACGUUUUUUUAAUGUUGCCAACCGAGAUUUCGGCAGGAGUGUGUUUCACCUCAAGCGAUCACACUGAGGGAAGGAGAGAAGUGAUGAAAACAGAGGAGACCCAGCAGUCCUGUCUGCAGCAGCCUCCGUCCUCAACGCCGUUUGGUCCGGAGUACAGGCGGGGGGGAGAGGUGUGCGCGGGCUGCGAGUCCCCCAUCGCCGACCGCUUCCUGCUGCGCGUGAACGAGCGCUCCUGGCACGAGACUUGCGUCAAGUGCACCGUGUGUUUGAGCGCGCUCACCGGGACCUGUUACUGCAAGGACCGGCAGCUGUACUGCAAGCACGACUAUGAAAAGCUGUUCGUAAGGAAGUGCAGCGCCUGCCUGCAGGUGAUUGGACGUUCAGAGUUGAUAAUGCGCGUGUUGGGCCAGGUGUACCACCUGGGCUGCUUUAGCUGCUGUGAGUGUGAACGCCGUCUGCAGAGAGGUGAUGAGUUUGUGCUGAAAGAAGGCCAACUGCUCUGCCGCAUGGACUAUGAGAAGGAGAGGGAAAUGUUGGCUGCUAUCAGUCCCACACCAACAGAAUCAGUGAAAAGUGAGGAUGAGGACGGCGGAGGAGGCUCUGGUGGGGGGAAAGGUGGUGAUGAAGGCAAAGAGCACAAGCGCUCAAAACGACCACGGACCAUCUUGACCACACAACAGCGCCGUGCUUUCAAGGCCUCCUUUGAAGUGUCUGCUAAGCCUUGCCGCAAGGUGAGAGAGACACUGGCUGCUGAGACUGGACUGACAGUGAGAGUUGUGCAGGUGUGGUUUCAAAACCAGAGAGCCAAGAUGAAAAAGAUUGCUCGUCGACAGCAGCAACAGCAGCAGCAGCAACAGGAACAAGAGCAGCUGGGAGGAACCAGGAGAGGACAAAGUAGAGGGGGCCGUCAGAGCAAUGACGACAGUGAGGAUGGAUCCAGUACUCAUGGCAUGGAUGGAAUAUUGGGAUAUCCAUCUCUGCCACGUCAGCAACUACUUGCACUGGACCCCAACAUCUAUGGUGGAGAGCCCUUUCGACAUGGGCUUACUCCGCCUCAGCUGAACAGCGAGCAGCUCCACGCUUAUGACUCAGAGACAGUGUUCCACGACCUGGACAGCGAUGGAAGCCUCGGUCACCUUGGUGACUGCCUCUUAGCAACAGGGGACGGCAGUCUUCUGCCAGGGCGAGUGGGAAACCCCAUUGAUCGUCUCUACUCCAUGCAGAACUCCUACUUCACCUCCUGACCUUUAUAAACUCUCACCCUUUCCCCUCCCAGUCCACCUUUCACCUCAGAGAUGCAGCUAAUGGAGUCAGUCCAUCAACAUGCCUGUUGGACCAUUCUCCAUUAAAUAGCCUUCACCCAAACACACUUCUGAGCUUUUAUCACAGGCAAAGAUUAUCACAAGUCAGGCAUAGUCAUAAUGUCACUUUGCAGCAGAUUUGCAUAAAGUUCCCACCAUUGUUUCUAGAUAAGAAUCACAUGCUGGAAAUACAAACACUGUAAAUGUCCAAAAUAUGUUAAAGGACCUCAAUUUCUCUUGUUGUAUUUAUGUGUUCAAUGAAAUGCAAUUUAUUGCACUUCCAACGAAAAACUGAAAAACGAAUGACACCUAUCAAACAUAUUAAUAUGUAUAUCAUGAAUUACAGGCAAAAAGUUGGUUGUUGAGAGUGAAUACAUUGAUCAAGUUACAUGUAUUUAGGAGUUUUGCAGGUCUUACGAGCAGCUAAGGGUCAAAAUUAAAUUAGCACAUCGCAUAACUUCUUUUUUUGACAGGACUAGUGAUUAAUUAUUGUGCGUGAAAGACUGCAGCAUAUACAAUACUGUAUAUGGAUUGGCAUACAAUUAUGCUCUCAGGUUAGUGUGUAUGUUUAUGUAACCUGAGCCAUAACUCAGGAUAUUGUGUUUGAUAGAAUUACAAUUUAAGUUGCCCAAUGAUUUCAAGAACAUAGAUUGUAUAGAAGAAAAUCUCAAUGUAAAAUAAUCAUUCAAACCAUUCGUUUUUGAUAAUGCAUGACCGGUAUAAUAGGGACCAAAAAAAAAAUUCCAAUUUUUUUUUAAGCAUCUACAGGGUCACUUUAAGAGCCUUAUGCGGAAACAGGGUGGUGCAAAUUGUUGCUUUAGCUGUCCCCUUUAUUUUAUCAUGUAAUCAAUAAGAAGCAGUGCAGCAAAUGAUAACCAAUAGAUCUAUAAUGCCCAAAACUUAGGACACUGGAUACAUGACAUACAUGUACUCCAAAUGUAAAUGUGAGUAAUGUCAUUGUUGUAGUCUUUUUCUGUUUAAUUUCUUUCUCAAACAAAAUUAGAUGUUGCUAGGAAGAUAUUUUGUACAUUUUUCUGUGAUGAUCGGCAAAUAUUUAAACUGUAGCAUGAUAUGUUUGUGUCUCAAAGUAGGUCUAAAGAAAUAGCUUCCAAACUUAAAUUGAAUAGCAGACUCACAACGAGGUACGGAAUAAAAUAGGAUUAGGGUCGUGCCUGUUUCAUUAAAGUGCUACAGCUUGUGACAUUACUCUGAUCACCGACUCAUGGUAUUUUUAAAGUGAUAUUUUUGUGAAUGUAACUUAUUUGUGCGGUAUUAAGCAAGAUGUUUUACAUUUUUGUUCAGUGACUGCCAGGUGAUGUGCUUUGAAUGUAAUGUUGCCGUAUCUUCAAUACAAUAUGCGGUUUCAUCUUUGAA